UUCUGCAGUGUUAUCCAGUCACAGUGUGCUAAAAUUUUAGGGGUGUUUCCAAUUCCUUCAAUAAGUCACCAAGUUGUCUACCAACCAAUUUGGAAAGAAUUGUCUUUGCGAGGCCACCAAGUGACCGUUUUGACUCCGAAUCCGUUAAAUGAUGCGAAUUUGACCAACUUGACUGAAGUUGAUCUCGGCUUCACGUACGACUAUUUUCGAGAAAAUGAUAUUGCCACAAACAUGGCUAAAGAUAAUUACGCUGUGGAUGCCACAUUAUGGCUAUUUGACAUGAUUGAACACAUAACUGAAGAUCAUUUCAAAACAGCUGCACAUAUUUUUAAUAAUCCCAAAACUGAAUUUGAUUUGAUUAUAGUCGAAACGUUGCACCCUCUGGUUUAUAGUUUGGGUUGUAAGUACCGAGUUCCAAUAAUUGGAGUUUCUUCGUUGGGAGUUUUCUUGGAAACUCAUGAUGCGGUCGGAAACCCCACUCACCCGAUUGUGGCGCCUGACAUUUUAGCAAAUGUUGAACACUUCUCCAUGUACGAAAAAAUUUGUAGUAUUGUGCACAAUGUGUGGUUCCGUAUCGUCUACUAUUGGCAAAUCUUGCCAAGAAAUGACCAAAUUGCGAGAAAAUACUGGGGCGAGUGUCCCUACCUUGGCGACAUUGAACGAAAUGUAAGCCUGGUUUUGGUCAACACUAACCCCAUCUUACACCCAAUUCGGCCCAACGUUCCCACGAUUGUCGAAAUGGGACAAAUGCAUAUUACGACUAAAAAACCAUUACCAAAAGAAUUGAAAGAUUAUUUGGAUAGAAGCACCGAAGGGUUUAUUUAUAUGAGUUUGGGUUCAAACAUCAGAAGCUCUAAUUUGUCUCACAAUACUGUGGAAAUUUUAACUAGAACUUUCUCAGAAUUGCCUUACAACGUUUUAUGGAAAUGGGAAACUGAUACUUUCCUGAAUAAACCCAGUAACGUGUUAACAAGUAAAUGGUUUCCUCAGCAGAGUAUUUUGGGACACAAAAACAUCAAAGUUUUUAUUACGCAAGGAGGGCUUCAGUCGAUGGAGGAGGCUGUCACAAAUAGUGUACCCCUCGUAGGUAUGCCUUUUAUUGCAGAUCAGCCCUUAAAUGUCAUGAAAAUGGUAAAAAUGGGCAUUGGCCGCAGCGUCAAUCACAAGACGAUGACCAAAGAAACUUUAAAAGAAGUUAUUCUGGAUGUUAUAAAGAAUGAAAAAUAUAGAGAAAAAGCCAGGCAGCUGAAAGAUUUAUUUUCCGACCAGCCAAUGACGGGUUUGGAAAAAUCCAUAUGGUGGAUUGAGUAUGUGAUAAGGUACAAUGGAGCCCGACAUUUGAGGAGUUCUGCGGCCGAUAUGUCUUUAAUCGAGUAUUUUUUACUCGACGUACUUGCCUUAUUUCUGAUUGGUUUCACGGUUUCUGUUUAUCUCUUUUAUUUGUGUAUGAAAAUCGUUAGUAAAUUAGUUCGAAGAAGUAAUAAUAAAUCGAAACAAGAAUAAAAACAAUUUUUUGUCGAAUUCAAUAAAAUUUU
Tribolium castaneum (red flour beetle) is the source of this 1535-nucleotide messenger RNA. RefSeq names its product UDP-glycosyltransferase UGT5. Gene Ontology annotation, molecular function: UDP-glycosyltransferase activity. The record is from RefSeq and is a predicted model, not a curated record. The annotation marks the transcript as partial. The transcript has 3 exons. NCBI's taxonomy places the organism in Eukaryota, Metazoa, Arthropoda, Insecta, Coleoptera, Tenebrionidae.